UUCUUCCAGGACGGGUUUAGGGUUUAAGGGAAGAGAGGUGAGAAUGCUGGCGGUGGAGCGCUGCUCUAGCGCCACCACUGCCGCCUCCAUCGCCGAUCAUGCAAAUGCUGCGCGUUUCCGGGGCAUCGUGGCCGUGGGAGCCGCCAGAAUCAAGAUCGACCGUGUCAGGUGGGGCUUUUUUCUCGCCAAGAAGCGACAAAUCUUUCCAAUCCGCUGCUCGGCGCCCGGAUCCGGCGUGGAUGUGCUGAAUAUCGCCCAGGAUCAUCAGCAUCGAGAAGAGGAUUUUGGCGAUGGCGGUGGAGGAGGGAAGGGGGGAGGAGGGGGAGGAGGGGACGAUGGAAGUGGCGAUGGUGAUGGCGACGACGGUGGAUCCGAUCGGGCAGAAAAGGAAUUUGGAUCCCUGUUGAGCGCCGAGGAGGUUGAAAGGCAGGUUAAAGCGAGAGGGGCUGUUCUUCCCGCGGAUCUGGCCGAGGCUGCGAAAGCUAGUGGGCUUCGAGAGCUCAUCCUCACACGCUACUUGGAUUUUCAGGCUGCUCCUUGGCCUCUUGGUCCAGCGGUGAGAAGUAGUCCGAUUCUACGCAACCGGAUGCUUGCGGAUCCAAGCUUUCUUUUCAAAGUUCUCACCGAGGUGGCUAUUGAUUCCGGCUGUGCAACGUUUGCAGAGGUCAACAAGCGUGGCAAGGACUUUUGGAACGAGUUUGAGCUCUACAUGUCGGACUUGCUGGUAGGCAUCGUCAUGGACGUUGCGCUUGUGACGAUGCUGGCUCCGUUUGUCCAAUUUGGAGCCGCUCCUGCGUCGGCUGGACGCUUGUCCAGAACGAUCAAAGCUCUGCCAAGCAGCAUUUUUGAAGCCGAGAGACCAGGACGGAAGUUCAGUGUACAACAACGACUAGGCGCAUUUUUCUUCAAGGCUCUUCAAUACGGAGUUGUGGGGUUUGUUUGUGGAUUGGUUGGUCAAGGGGUUGCGAAUUCGAUCAUGGUUCUCAAGAGGAAAAUGGGGAAACCGGGCCACGCCGACGUCCCUGUUCCACCCCUCGUCAAGUCGGCUCUCCUCUGGGCCGUGUUCAUGGGUGUUUCUUCCAACACGAGGUACCAAGUCAUCAAUGGUUUGGAGCGUGUAGUGGAGGCUAGCCCGGUGGCCAAGAGAGUCCCGCUGGUGGCGAUGGCGUUCACUGUGGGCGUAAGAUUCGCGAACAACGUCUACGGAGGCAUGCAGUUCGUGGACUGGGCGAGAAUGUCUGGAGUGCAAUGAAAAAGGUGCGUGAACUCAAGGAGACUUUGUUUUUGUUCCAUCUGUGAAGUCACAGAGACUUCUGUGAACUUUUCCAAGGAUUUGAUGACAAUUCCCAGUGCUUUCGUUUCAA
Molecule: messenger RNA, 1364 nt
Organism: Selaginella moellendorffii
Lineage: Eukaryota; Viridiplantae; Streptophyta; Lycopodiopsida; Selaginellales; Selaginellaceae
Product: protein RETICULATA-RELATED 1, chloroplastic
Exons: 6
Coding region: 44-1252 (402 amino acids)
Biological process (GO): plant organ development
Cellular component (GO): chloroplast inner membrane
Source: RefSeq, a predicted model, not a curated record